AUGACGUCUACAGUCUUCUUCAAAUUCAAGUCUCAGAAGGAGCCUCAGCGUGUCACUUUUGAUGGCACAGGAAUAACGGUAUUCGAACUGAAGCGGGAAAUUAUCACCAUCAGUGGCUUGGGCGAUGGCACUGAUUUUGACCUCUCCUUAUAUGACGAUACAGGUGCCGAAGAGUAUACCGAUGACACCACAAUAAUUCCACGUUCUUCCUCUGUUAUUGUUCGGCGAUUACCCCCCUCUUUGGGACCUGGUCGAGGUAAAGCUUCUCGGUAUGUGACUGGGAAGGCGCCAGUCAAAGCAAUCAACAAAAAUGUGACAUCAAAUCCAUCAACAACUCUUCCUGAUUUCAGUGCCGCUACCAAUGAAGCAGAGCGACUAAAUGCGAUCUUCGCUGCUGAAGGUGCGUCAUGGGAGCAGCAGCAACAAGAGAUGGCACAGCAAAAGCGAGUACAAUUCAAGAGCUCUAACAAACGCCCCCUCAACGUUCCUGAUCAUGAACCUCCACCGAAAUAUGUUUGCCAUAGGUGUGGUCAACCCGGCCACUGGAUUCAGAUGUGCCCUACAAAUAGCGACCCAAAUUUUGAGUCAAAGCCCAAGAUCAAGCGAACAACUGGUAUACCCCGGUCAUUCAUGAAGAAGUUGGAUAAACCUCUGGGUGAAGGAGAGAUUGAGGAGGGUUUGCAGGGGGGUACCAUCAUGCUGGAUGCCGAUGGCAAUCAUGUCAUUGUAAACCCAGAUACGGCUACAUGGAAAAAGGCGGAAGCCAAACUAAACGCAUCCGCUGCGCAAAAGCAAGAGGCAGAGGCAGCGGGAAGCAAAGAACUGCGGGAACUUGGUCUAGAAUGUCCAAUUGACAAGAAGCUUUUCGAGAAUCCUGUGAAGACUCCUUGCUGCGGCAAGACGUAUUGUCAUGAUUGUAUUGAGAACGCACUUGUUGACAAUGACCUCGAAUGCCCGAAUUGUCAAAGGGACGGCGUCUUGAUCGAUGAUCUUACUGUCGAUGAAGACAUCGCCGCCAAGAUUCGAAAAUAUGAGGAUGAUAAGAUCGCGGAGAAAAAGGCAAGAGAAAAGGAUCAAGCUGUUCCGAAAAGUCCUAAGGUUGAAACAGCGGAUAUAGAGGAAUCAAAGUCGCCUGCUGCUGCAAUUACGUCGCCGUCGCCAGAGGUAAAAGAACCAUCACCGGCACCGUCAAAUGCCAGCAUAGCAAAGAAACGUCCGGCUGAUGAAAGUUUGGAGAAUCCACGAAGCCCCCCAAAGGCGCCAAAGUCAAUGCUUGCAGCACAGCAGCAGAAUAUCCCGCCAGGUUUUGACCCGAAAUUCAUGGAAAUGAUGAUGCAGUACGCUCCGCAGGACUUCGGUAAUAGUCAACAAUUUCAGAAUCAGAUUUUUAACCCAAACAUGAUGGGAAUGAUGGGCAUAACUAUGCCAAGUAUGAUGAGCAUGCCUAACGCGAUGAUAAAUCCCAUGAUGAUGAUGAUGGGAAACGGAAUGCAAAGUAACACCUUCAACAACCAGGCUAUGGGUACCAUGGGUUACAAUGACGGCUCGAAUGGCAUUAACAGCACCUGGCAGCAACAUAACGGUGGAGGCUACGCUCAGAACGACUGGCACCAGGGAGCUACAUGGAGUAAUAAUCGCGGAUUUGGUGUCGGCUAUGGCGGAGGAGGGGAGAAUAGCGCCUAUGCUCGAGGUCCAGUUAACCCUAAUCGUGCACGUGGGCGACAGCAGAGACAGGCACGAAAUGAUGACUACAACACUCUAUGA
Messenger RNA from Verruconis gallopava, 1764 nucleotides. RefSeq lists its product as uncharacterized. NCBI's taxonomy places the organism in Eukaryota, Fungi, Ascomycota, Dothideomycetes, Venturiales, Sympoventuriaceae. Gene Ontology annotation, biological process: ubiquitin-dependent protein catabolic process; mRNA processing; protein ubiquitination. The transcript has a single exon. The record is from RefSeq and is a predicted model, not a curated record. Gene Ontology annotation, cellular component: nucleus. Gene Ontology annotation, molecular function: nucleic acid binding; zinc ion binding; ubiquitin protein ligase activity. Bases 1 to 1764 code for a protein of 587 amino acids.